Prunus dulcis (almond) is the source of this 1797-nucleotide messenger RNA. RefSeq lists its product as uncharacterized. Gene Ontology annotation, biological process: defense response. The transcript is spliced from 2 exons. The record is from RefSeq and is a predicted model, not a curated record. Bases 458 to 1594 code for a protein of 378 amino acids. Lineage: Eukaryota; Viridiplantae; Streptophyta; Magnoliopsida; Rosales; Rosaceae.
GACGCUGGCAGUUUUGGAGGUAGAGCGUGAUGUUUGGGAGGGCUACAAGCUUAAAAUUACGAGAUAAUUAUGAGCUUUUUUCUGCAAUCUAUGCCUAUACUCUUCAUAUAGCUGAGGUGAGAAGAUGAGAAAAUAAAGAGCUGAGCUGCUAACCAAUAUAGUACUAAUUCAGUUCAGUUAACCAAUAUAAUAUAUUAACAUUAUCAAUAAUGCUAUUUGUACCACAUUUAUUGAGAGAGGUGAUCCCACCAGUGUAUUUGGAUGGCAUCUAAUACCCUGCCUUAGAGGGGUGGUGAGCAGUAAAUGUUGUCAAUUCAGAAUUGUCCAACUGUUAACCAGUAUUACAUAUAAUGAAUUCAUAUCACAAUAAUUUUGAUUGAGAUCGGUCGAUCCACUAGUCCACAGUUCUUAGGAAGGAAGAAAGGAUUUGGUUGGUCUGACUCUGAGCUAGGUAUUCAUGGAGCAUAGAUCAAUGGAGUAUUCCAGCAGACAACGUUAUUGGGUGUUAGAAAUCAAACUCAUGUCGUGCAAAGAUCUGAAAGCCUUCAACUUCUUUCAGAAACUCUCAGUUUAUGCGAUUGUGUCGCUGAAGGUAAUUAGCGAUGAUGCGGAGAAGAAAGUAAAAGAAGCAGAAGAGCAGAUGAAUGAAGAGGUAGUGGAGCAACAAAUAAAAAAAACACCAACUGAUGGGGAAGGAGAUGGAAAUCCUGAAUGGAAUCACGAGAUGCGGUUUGAGUUUGAUCAUAAUGAUGAUCAUCGUCAGUUGAAGGAUGGACGGCUCUUGAUUCACUUUGAUCUGCGGCAUCAGGGUCUGGGAAUAUUGGGAAUCGGAGACAGAAGUAUAGGAGAGGUUCGUGUUCCCUUGAAUGAUCUGAUGAUCCCAUAUAUCCCACCGUCGCCGGCGAAUAAUUCUGGACUUGGACUUGGACUUGGACUUGGAGGAGUGCAGCAGCAGCAGCAGCAGGCAAGGUAUGUGAAUUAUCAGGUCCGGACUAGCGAUGAAAAACCCAAUGGGAUAUUGACCUUCUCCUAUAAGCUGAAGCUACUCAUUAAGGGUGCAGGUACUGAUGAUCAGCCGCGUAUUCAAUACCCCACAAUUACUUUGGAAGAAGAUGAUAUUAUACACAAGUUCAACAACACUAAUUCUGAUAUUACGAGUUCCGGAUCCCAGCAGCAGCAGCAGCAGCAGCAGCAGGAAUAUUAUUACACAUCAAACAUAUCAUCAGCUGCGCCCGCGCCCGCGCAUAAUAAUAAUUAUUUGCAAUCACAAUCACAGUUACAAGCUGAUCAUCAACAAAUAUGCAGCAGCUGCCUACCACAAUAUCAUCAUCCUUAUGAUCCACCAGUAGCAGUAGCAGUAGCAGGUCAUCGCACCUAUUAUCCACCGCCACCACCACCGCCACCUCCCCCGCCCAUGGCGGAUCAUAUGGCAUCUUACCCUUACCACCCUCCUCCACCCGGCCAUGGGAUGGUCCAUCCUCCAUGGCCACCCCAUCCUUACCAUGAUUACGGUCCUUGGAGCCCGCCAGCUGGGAUUCGACGACGCCCACAUGGAGAUGGAGAUGGAGAUGGACAUGAACAUGGGUUUUUUUAAUUAUUAGUUUGAUGAUAUAUAUGUAUAUAUUAAUACCGGAGAAUAGAUCGACUUGAAAUCCUGGCAGGCCGGGACUGGCUGCCGGAGAGAGUGGUAUGGUAUGUAAUAAUAUUAACAAUGUUCCCAAAGGCCCCCCGAAUUCACUCACGUCCAUGCAUCAUCAGUGCAUAUUAAUUAUAAAAUUAUAAAAUAUAUUAUCUCAA